Messenger RNA from Lathyrus oleraceus (garden pea), 830 nucleotides. Its product is annotated as LOB domain-containing protein 38. Gene Ontology annotation, biological process: regulation of gene expression. The transcript is spliced from 2 exons. The coding region runs from base 122 to 679 and encodes 185 amino acids. The record is from RefSeq and is a predicted model, not a curated record. NCBI's taxonomy places the organism in Eukaryota, Viridiplantae, Streptophyta, Magnoliopsida, Fabales, Fabaceae.
AAUGUUGAUUAGUUGAUGAUGUAGGAUUCCAACACACUCCUACAACCAUAUAUAAUACCCAAUUAAAUCCAUUUUCUUCCCAUAAUACCAAUACCUUUGGAUCAACAAAUUGAAGAUAAAAAUGAGUUGCAACGGUUGUCGUGUCCUUCGAAAGGGAUGCAGCGAAGAUUGCAUGUUACGAGAUUCUCUAACAUGGAUACAAAACCCACAAGCACAGGGUAACGCCACUCUCUUCGUCGCCAAAUUCUUCGGCCGUGCUACACUCAUGUCUUCCCUAUCUUCGGUUCCUCCCAACCAAAGAUCUGGUUUGUUCCAGUCACUUAUGUAUGAAGCUGUUGGAAGAACUAUAAAUCCAGUGAAUGGAGCAGUGGGGCUUUUGUGGACUGGGAGGUGGCGGUUUUGCCAACUGGGCGUCGAGCAAGUUUUGAGAGGCAACGGCGGCGCGUUGACACCACUGCCGGAUCAUGAGAGUACUGAUAGUGAUCGUCAUCAAUAUCACCGAGAGCAACAAGUAAUGAUCGAAAAACAGAAUUAUAAUGAAGAAGCAAACAAGACACAGUCCGAGGAAUCGGAGUCGUCGACGUUGGGAAGUAGAACAGGAUCCGAGGAUUAUUCAUAUGUUUAUGCUAAUUCUCAAAUUCAAACUCAAACCAACCAACUACUUACACUGUUCUUAUGAUCUUUUGUUUAUUUUGUUUUCUUCAUUUAAAUUAUUAUCCCAUAUUAAAAAAAAAAUGUUUCUCUUUAAGAUUUUUACGCCUACUUUUCCCUUCAUAAAUCUUGCUAUUCAUUUCUAAAAUAUUCAACUAUAAUAUUCCUGAGUUUUGUUA